This is a messenger RNA of Synchiropus splendidus (mandarinfish), 3010 nucleotides long. RefSeq names its product calcitonin receptor (gene calcr). Bases 239 to 2626 code for a protein of 795 amino acids. Gene Ontology annotation, molecular function: calcitonin receptor activity; amylin receptor activity. Gene Ontology annotation, biological process: cell surface receptor signaling pathway; adenylate cyclase-activating G protein-coupled receptor signaling pathway; positive regulation of cytosolic calcium ion concentration. NCBI's taxonomy places the organism in Eukaryota, Metazoa, Chordata, Actinopteri, Syngnathiformes, Callionymidae. The record is from RefSeq and is a predicted model, not a curated record. Gene Ontology annotation, cellular component: plasma membrane; axon. The transcript has 22 exons.
UGGUUUCCACCGCUCAGUCAACUGCUGCGCGCUCAGCCCGUUAACUCCGCUCGUAAAACGGGACUCACGCCGGAGGAGCGCCUCUUUUCAAGCGUGUAAAUGAUAUUUAUCGAGCUUUUUAUGGCCAUGGAGGAGAAAAAGUUUCACUCUUCAUAAGGAGAACGGAGUCAGGACGGAGGACGAUCCAUCCUCCCGCGGAAAACCUCUCCGGACAGUGGUUUCCAAUUGACAAGAAGGCAUGGCACUGGCUGGCCUCCUACAGAUCUCUCUCUUGCUGUGGAGAGCGGUGGCAACCACUGAGCCAAUUCCCAGGCAAUCGCUCAAGCCUGAACCAAGGCAACCGCAGGGACAGGCCCGAGCAAUGAACCAGGACCAUGACAAAUGUCCUGAGCUGUUCGAUUUAAGCAGUCGAGGAAACAGUACAGGGACGUUCUGUGCGCGUGUGUGGGACGGCUUGCUGUGCUGGGAGGAGACGUCUGCAGGAAGCUAUGUGACGCAGAAAUGUCCAGAGCAGUCCGACACCAACCACACGAUAACGGUGACCAAAUAUUGUGACUACUCUGGGACUUGGGUGCCGACUGCGAGGAACUGUCAGCGGCCGACGAAGAUAUUGGAGGUGGAAAUCUCGCAACUUCUAAGACACACUGCGGACGAGCAGCCCGCCGUGUUGGACGGGGGAAGGGGCGGAAGUCUUGAGUCAAUGCUUCUUGUGAAGAAACAGAAAUGCGAUGAGGAAAUGAAACCUUACACGAAACCAGGUCUUUUCUGUGGUCGUACGUGGGAUGGUUACCUUUGCUGGGAUGACACCCCUGCAGGCACUCUGGCCACCCAAAACUGUCCUGACUAUUUCCCCAACUUUGAUGUCACAGCGAAGGCUUCCAAGUACUGUGGAGAGGACGGGAAGUGGUUUCACCAUCCAGACAGUGGGAGGAGUUGGACGGACUACACGCACUGUGACGCUUCCCAUGAGAAGAUGUCAAGGAACAUGAAGUUAGUGGAGGACAAGUACAGAUGCCUUCAGAGAAUAAACCAGGACCCGCCUUUUAACAGAUCAGGUCCGUACUGCAGUCGCCACUGGGACGGCUGGUUGUGCUGGCAAGACACCGCCGCGGGAUCGUACGCCUCCCAAAACUGCCCGGAUUAUCUCCCAGACCAGGACCCCUCAGAAAAGGCGACCAAGUACUGUGGCGAGGACGGCCAGUGGACUCACCACCCUGAGAGGAACACUAGCGGGCCCAACUCCACACUGUGUUCUGGCAGCAAGGAGAGCAUGAUGAUGGCGGGUCUGCACUCGGGUGACUCAGAGGACUCUGAUGAGGCCGCGUUGAACCCGAUGGUCAACCCCGAGGAGAGGAAGAAGAUUCUGGACAGCCAGUACAAGUGUUUCGCGAAAAUGAACCGGGACUUGCCGUACAACAAAACCGGUUUGUUCUGCAGUCGGAACUGGGAUGGCUGGUUGUGUUGGGAAGACACUCCAGCGGGGACGUAUACCUCUCAAAACUGUCCCAACUAUUUUGUGGACUUCGACCCCACAGAGAAGGCAACCAAGUACUGUGGGGAUGACGGGCAGUGGUUUCGUCACCCGGACACCAACAGGACCUGGUCCAACUACACACUCUGUAACGAAAACACCAAGGCGAAGCUGAAGUCGGCCUACAUCCUCUUCUACAUGGCGAUCGUGGGUCACGCCUUGUCUAUUGUGUCCCUGCUGAUCUCCCUGGCCAUUUUCUUCUACUUCAGGAGUCUGAGCUGCCAAAGAAUCACGCUGCACAAGAACCUCUUCUGCUCCUACGUGCUCAACUCUGCGCUCACCAUCCUCUACCUGGUGGUGGUGGUCAAUAACCCAGAAGUGGUCAACAGAAACCCGGUUGGGUGUAAAGUGCUGCACUUCUUCCACAUGUACAUGCUGGGCUGCAAUUAUUUUUGGAUGCUGUGCGAAGGCAUCUACUUGCACACGCUCAUCGUGGUGGCAGUGUUUGCGGAGGAGCAGCAUCUGCAUUGGUACUACCUCCUGGGUUGGGGUUUUCCCCUGGUGCCGGCAUCCAUCCACGCCGUGGCAAGAAAAACCUUCUUUGACGACAACUGUUGGAUGAGUGUGGAAACCCAUCUGCUUUACGCCGUCCAUGGUCCUAUUGUGGCAGCGCUGCUCGUGAACCUCUUCUUCUUAUUGAAUAUCAUAAGAGUGCUGGUGACAAAACUGAGGGACACACACCGAGCUGAGUCCAACAUGUACAUGAAAGCCGUGCGGGCCACUCUGAUCUUGGUGCCUCUCCUUGGAAUACAGUUUGUCAUAUUUCCCUGGAGGCCGGAGAACCGGCUGGCUGGCGAGGUCUACGAGUACAUCAUGCACAUUCUCAUGCACUACCAGGGUUUACUGGUGGCCACUAUAUUCUGCUUCUUCAAUGGAGAGGUCCAGGCAGCUCUGAAGAGACAGUGGAUGCAGUACAAGACUCAGUGGGGCCAAAGACGGAAGGACCACUGCUCGAUGCGCUCCACGUCUUACACGGCCACCUCCAUCACAGAGGUGCCAGCAUUCAUGUACCAUCACGACAGCGAACACUUGAACGGGCGCCACUCAGAGGACUCGGAGCUGGUGGCACUGAAGGCGGGAGAGACGUACGCCUGAGAUGCAAAUAGCAGCGACGCCGGGAACGCUGCCACCUCGCAGCCAAUAAAUCCACCAGGCCACGGCGCGCUGGUUUAGCCCAGGAAAUUAAUACGGGUCCAGAAGCAAGUGGCUCCGCAGACCGAUUACUCUUUGUGGAAAUGGAACUUGUGGUGACAUAAUGACAAGCUUCUUCUGACAUGUGUCACUUCCUAAAUCAGCUGGAGCUACGGACAUCGGAGUCAACUGAAUGGAGAUGUCUGUCAAAGGGAAGUUGAUCCUUUCUGGUCUCGCCCAAAACCAAAUGGUACUGCAAAAGUAUGUCCCACAUGGAUGUGUCUCACACAAACACACGCCUCGUGUGCCAAGAAUCAACCCUGCCUCUGUGUGUCAAGCCCUGGAACU